AUGCAUCACUAUCAGCUUGUAUCGUCGCGGCAACGACUGCCGUACAAGGGGGUGGGGCCCAUCUCCCACACACACACACACACACACCUGCACACACGCACACACACGCACACACAGAGGCAACUCCUCCCCCCUACGCUUUUUCCGAGCUCAGCGCUCAUGCGACGGAUUGGUGUGGCAACAUGUCAGCGACGGUGGCUUGCCUCAGCAAUGCUGCCCCGCGCCGGGAAGUGCGGAACGCCAUGGUCAGGGCACAGCUUCAUUCUCGAUACCGCGGCGUCUCUCACAACCGCCGUCCGCGAAGUGCGCUCCACGGCGGUCUGCUGCGCCCCGAAGGAUGCGCAGUAUCAGUGCGGUGAGUGCGGCAAAACGUUCCGCCUCGUCAACGCCCUCAAUCACCACAUUAUGACCCGCCACGGCAACAACGCCAAGGCGCUCAUGAAGAAGGACGGCAAGCUAGUCCCUGUGGAAACGGACCAGCUCAAGGGUGGGGCGCAUUGUGUGUCCUCCUCCUCCUCCUCCACAGCGACGGCGAGCUCGGCAACUCCGGCCGGGGCUGCCGCCGCAGCGUCUUCCUCUCCACUGUCCGGCGGCACCACCUCACCGUUUCCGGUGCACUUUGCCGCUCCUUUUGGUGCCGCCGCCGCAUCCAUGGGCGGGGUGGCGUCGUCUUCCACUCCACCAGGCACCGCACCAGGGGUGCUGCAGGCCCCUGCGACCGCCGCGGCCGGCGCAACCACGGCAGGCACUGACGAGAAUGGGAGCGGCGCCGACGGGGCCGCGGAGGAGAGGGAGAAGCGCAUGUUCGUCUGCACGGUGUGCCAGAAGACGUUUCGGCUUGAGGCGGCGCUACAGCACCACUAUCAGGCGAAGCACAACAUGGACAUGCCAACCUCCGCCUCGUCUCCGUCUGCUCGCGGCGGCGCGAGCACGACAGCAGGGGCUGGCGGCGCCUCCGUGUCCACUCCGGGAGAGCCUGGUGCGAAUGGUGGUGGUAGUGCAGGCGCGUUUGGUGGCGUGCCUGGCGUAGCUGCAGACGGUGCCGCAGCUCCUGCGAACGCUUCUAGCUUCGGUGCUGCGCAGUACGUGCGACAGCAGGAGGGAGCGCUGCCUGACGCCCCGCAGUACCACCUCGAUGUGGCCCCGAACGCCCCGGAGGAGGGCGACAUUGCCGCGCACUGGCGUUGCGUGAACAUGUGUGUGCUGAUGGGCGACGUGCAGGAGGUGGAGGAGGGGUACGUCUUUGAGGAUCAUGUGCUGCAGUUCACUGUGGCGACCGAGUUUGCUACCCCGGCCCCUGGCGACCCUGACAUGGACUUCCACACGGUGCGCGUGUACGGGCACGAGUUUUGGGCCCCACUGAAGGCAGACAUGCAGAGUGGCGGUCGCUUUCUCGUCACAGGACGACUGUGUAUGGUGCCGCAGUUUGAUACGCAGCUGAAGAAGUACUAUCACUAUCCAGUGAUUCAGGUCUUUCCCGGCACUGGUAACGUGGUGCGUGUUUGA
Messenger RNA from Leishmania major strain Friedlin, 1506 nucleotides. RefSeq names its product putative RNA-editing complex protein. The record is from RefSeq and is a predicted model, not a curated record. The transcript has a single exon. Bases 1 to 1506 code for a protein of 501 amino acids. NCBI's taxonomy places the organism in Eukaryota, Euglenozoa, Kinetoplastea, Trypanosomatida, Trypanosomatidae.